AUGGUCAAGCGCGAGCACGACGACUCAGACGACUACACACCGGACGCCCGCACCCCUGAGGCUGGCGAGUACGAACCCGAGCGCAGUCCCUCCCCGGUCCCAAAGAAGGCCAAGGUCAAAAAGGAGCCCAAGGCGCGGAAAACGGCCAGAGCGAACGGCGGGACGAGUAGCGGCGGCUCCGGCAGCAAGACUAUGUGGGAUGCGGAGCGCAGCGCAUCGCUGGUGGAGGCCGUGUUCGAGGCGGCGGGAAAGGCCAUGGACAUGGACGCUGUGGCCAGCAAGCUCGGCGUCAACAAAAGCCAGGUCGUAGACCAGCUAAAGAACGGUCGCUCUAACAUCCGUCGCAUGGCCAUCGAACUUGUGCGCGCGAAAAAGGGAGGGUCGGAGCAUGGCGACUAA
This is a messenger RNA of Cutaneotrichosporon oleaginosum, 399 nucleotides long. RefSeq lists its product as uncharacterized. The record is from RefSeq and is a predicted model, not a curated record. NCBI's taxonomy places the organism in Eukaryota, Fungi, Basidiomycota, Tremellomycetes, Trichosporonales, Trichosporonaceae.